AUGUCAGAUAUCAAGCGAUGGACCUUAUUAUCGCUGUUGAGCACUGAAUUCAUCGACAGUUUACAAUCAGCAAUAGUAUUCGGAAGUUCCGGUAGUGAGGCGAUUUUAAUAACAAAAGAAGAUGAAGUGUUUGCAAUUGGCACAAACAGCUGUUCGUGUUUGGGCACAAAUCGUUCACAAGCAACUCUAGAGCCUUCAAGAAUUGACACGUUAUCUGGGCGAGGUGUAGUCUCGCUCGCGUUCGGUUCUGGACCUCACGUUCUGGCGUUAUGUCAGAACGGUGAGGUUUUCUCCUGGGGUCAUAACGCAUUCGGGCAAUUAGGAAUUGGUUCCACAACCGUAGGUAUAGUACCAAAUCUGGUUGGCGAUGCGCUGUCUGGUCAUAAUGUGAUACAAAUCGCUUGUGGUAGUCAUCAUUCAGUAGCAGUGACCGAUCGGGGCGAAGUUUUCUCUUGGGGGAGAAACUCUUGUGGACAAGUUGGUAUCGGCAGUAAUGUGAAUCAAGAUUUACCACGCCAAGUUACCGGCCAACUGUGUAGGACUCAAAGUAACAAGAUGUUUCCAUCUUGUCUGAUUGAAGGAGUGCAUCUUCUUUUGGCCCAAUCGAAGUUAAUGCCGCAAAUUUUAGCAAAUCGCUUUGUACGCAGCGUGGUAUGUGGCCAAAACAAUACGUUAGCGCUGACCGAUGAUGGUGAAGUGUUCGGCUGGGGUUUUAAUGGGAAUGGUCAACUUGGUGCCGGAAAUCUAUCGAAUCAGCACAGUCCUGCACGUGUCAUCGGAUUGCAGAAUGUUGUCAUCGAACAGAUAGCCUGCGGAUUUGCUCAUUCAUUAGCCCUGAGCGACGAAGGCCAGCUGUUCGCUUGGGGUUCGAAUACCUGCGGACAACUGUGUGCCAGUAUGGCUCGAACCAAUCAAACAUCACCCGUUGUGGUUGCAUCCACAUUAGGCAGGGUUGCUGAAAUAGCCGCAAUUCAUGCAUGCAAUAUCACUGCUGCUGUUAAUCAAUCAGGAAAGGUGUAUAUGUGGGGUCAGGUGCGUGGUCAAACGGCAACAUGCCCGAUACAAACUCAAUUUGGAUGUAUUGACGAUGUAUUCGCAUGCUUUGCCAGCCCAGCGGUUGCUUGUCGACCGAUUCAGUUCGAUAUCUGUCGACGUUCCACAAUACUGGAUGCGAUUCGAGUUGCGUUCGAUGAUCCGACGACCGGAGACGUGAAGAUUUCGGUUGAUGGUCAUUUGAUACAUGCACAUAAGGCACUGCUUCGGCUACGAUGCGAUUACUUUCGUUCAAGGUUCCGUGAAUAUUGGCAAGAUGAUAGCGAAUGUGCUGUCGUAGAAGUACCACAUUAUUCGUAUGCAGUCUACCGGUCGUUUAUUCGUUGGUUAUACACUGAUGAGUUACAUAUCGAUAUCGAAGAUGCUGUCGGUCUUCUGGAUCUUGCAAAUUGCUACUGUGAAAAUGAACUUAAACAACGAUGCACUGAAUUCAUUAAAAAGGGAAUCAGCAUUGAGAAUGCAGCCACAUUUUAUGCAAGUGCGCUCCGAUUCGAAGUCAAAGAUCUCGAAGAGUUCUGCUUUCAAUUGUAA
Molecule: messenger RNA, 1584 nt
Organism: Anisakis simplex (herring worm)
Lineage: Eukaryota; Metazoa; Nematoda; Chromadorea; Rhabditida; Anisakidae
Source: the annotation of a GenBank genome assembly